Messenger RNA from Corylus avellana, 2446 nucleotides. The record is from RefSeq and is a predicted model, not a curated record. NCBI's taxonomy places the organism in Eukaryota, Viridiplantae, Streptophyta, Magnoliopsida, Fagales, Betulaceae.
GCUGAAAAUGAGGGUUUUUGGUGAAUGAGUUUUCCAGUACUUGUUGCAUAUAUAGUAUAGCUGUGGGAGUGUCUGAAAUUUUACGGUAUAUAUAUAUGCGUUGAAUUUAUUAGAUUUUCUGCGAAAUGGGAAGCAGGCAUGAGACUUUGGAGGAUCCGAUGGCAAUCACGGCAUCUGUGAUUGAUGAUAUGAUAUACGUUGCUGUGGGAAAAGAUGAGAAAGAGUGCAAAUCAAUCCUGUUAUGGGCUUUGCAGAAUUCUGGGGGAAGGAGGAUUUGCAUCCUUCAUGUUCAUCAGCCUCCACAGCUCAUUCCCUUCAUGGGUACAAAAGUUCCAGCAAGCAAACUCCAGGAAAAGAUAGUGAGCGAUUACCGGAAAACUGAAAGGCAAAACAUGCAUCAGAUCCUCGAUGAAUACGUUCGUUUCUGUCUCCAAAUAGGGGUACGGGCACAGAAACUGGAAAUAGAAAUGGACCAUAUUGAGAAGGGAAUUGUAGAGCUCAUCUCUAAGCACGGGAUCAAGAAGCUUGUUAUGGGAGCAGCCUUAGAGAAGCGCUAUAAACGAAGAAUGACAGAACUCAAGUCUAGUAAAGCUAAAUAUGUGCGCGAGAAAGCACCUAUUUCCUGUCAUAUACAAUUUAUUUGCAAAGGCCACCUCAUCUUCACCAGGGAAGCAAGCGCAGACGUGACUGAAAGUGGACAAUCAAACCUCAUGAAAUCACGGUCGGUUGCUUUUGGGAACGACAGGAACAGGGACAGCAGUGAAAUCCGACAAUCAAACUUCGUGAGAUCACAAUCUGUUACAGCGGGGCACAAGUACAGGGAUAGCAUUGGAAGGAUGAUGGGCAUCUUCGGUAUCCCUUCACCGGCGGCAGCAGGCACUAGUGAUCAAGAGACUACUUCAUCUCCAAAAAGUCCUUCGGGUUCUGAUGGAUGGGGCGAUGGGUUAGGAUUGGGAAGGAGUCCUUCCGGUUCGGUUUAUUAUUGCUCGACCAGCUCUCCCAAAAGAGUGGCUGACGUAACUCUGUCUUCAUGGGCGCAUGAGGCCAAUGAGGUUAGCGCACCCUCUCCCGCGGGUUCGGUUUAUUCAAGAACCUCUUAUGUGGAUGUCGGAUCUCCAUCAAUAUGCUCUUCUAAUGGAGCCCUCAAUGCUGUGGACGAAAGUUUAAAUGACACUUUUUAUGAGCGACUUCAACGAGUGAUGGCAGAGAAUGAAAAAGAAACACUCAGGCGUCUGAAAGCAGAAAGAGAUGUGAUUGAGGCCGAACGCCGGAGCCAAGAAGAAUCGAGACAAAGAAAAGAAUUUGAGGAAGCGCUGGUGGAGGUAAAAGAAGAGCUUGAAAAUGUGAAGAAUCAGAGAGACCAAGUAAAGGAAGAACUGAGGAUUUCUCAAGAACAUGAAUUAUCAUUAAAGAUUCAUAUUGCAGAGUUACAGAAAGUGAUGAAUGAGGUGCAGAUGGAGCGUGAUUAUGCGCUGAAAGAAGUUGAAGGGCUAAGAUCAAGAAAACAAGUUGGUGAUGAUGAUCACUUCUCUGAGUUCAAGCUCUCUGAGAUCGAAGAAGCUACUCAGAAGUUUGAUGAAUCCAAGAAAAUUGGACAAGGAGGAUAUGGAAGCAUUUAUAAAGGUCUCCUGCGUCAAAAAGAGGUUGCAAUUAAGAUGCUACAAUCUCCCGGCUCCCAUGGCAUCUCACAAUUCCAAAUGGAGGUUAGUGUAUUGAGUCAGCUGCGGCAUCCGAAUCUUGUGAAACUUACUGGAUCCUGCCCUGAAGUUUUUGCGCUAAUCUAUGAGUAUCUCCCCAAUGGAAGCCUUGAAGAUAGACUGAGCAUGAAAGACAACAGCCCUCCAUUAUCAUGGCGAACUCGAAUACGCAUUGCCACAGAGUUGUGCUCUGUCCUCGUUUAUCUUCAUUCUGCUAAACCUCACAGCAUAGUACAUGGUGAUUUGAAGCCCUCCAACAUCCUCCUCGACGCCAACUUUGUCAGUAAACUGAGUGACUUUGGAAUCUGCCGCAUGUUAUCUGAUGCAAGUUCAAGCAACAACGUUAACACAACGUUGUCUCAUAUAACUAUCCCAAAGGGCAGUUUCGCUUUCAUAGAUCCUGAGUUUCUUGAAACAGGAGUGCUUACUUUGAAGUCUGAUAUUUACUCGUUUGGGAUCAUAUUACUACAACUGUUGACUGGGCGACAACCCUUUAAGAUAUCAAAUGAAGUGAAAUAUGCCCUGGAUGCUGGAAACUUGAAAGCUCUCUUGGAUCCUUUGGCUGGAGACUGGCCGAUUUUGGCUGCUCAAAAGUUGGCCCACCUGGGAUUGAGAUGCUGCGACAGGAACCGAGGGAGCCGUCCGAAACUUGGUUCAGAAGUGUUGAAGAUGCUUGAACCAAUGAGGGCUUCAUAUGGGUCUUAAUGCCAACCACCUUCUUUCAUAUAUAUAUUUCUUAGUCAUUGUAU